This is a messenger RNA of Ogataea philodendri, 453 nucleotides long. RefSeq lists its product as uncharacterized. The transcript has a single exon. Bases 1 to 453 code for a protein of 150 amino acids. Gene Ontology annotation, molecular function: zinc ion binding; nucleic acid binding. Lineage: Eukaryota; Fungi; Ascomycota; Pichiomycetes; Pichiales; Pichiaceae. The record is from RefSeq and is a predicted model, not a curated record.
AUGGAUAACCAACUUAGCCAGCUUGAAAGCGUUAAUGAUACAAUCAGGGCACUCGCGCAGAAGAUAUCGAGCAAGGAGGUAGAGCUGAGGGGUCUGAAGGAGGAAUACGCCACCAAAAUUGGUGUUCUGGAUGGAUAUCUCAAUAAGCUGAAAAAUUCUGGAAUAUUGCAAGAAGGUGAUAAUACACUGGAAGAUUUUAAUCCUUUGCAGCCCAUGAAGUGUCCGAACUGCGACCAUGUGCUAUACAACAAUACCGACGAAUCAAAAUACGUUCUUCUACCAAACAGAACGAAAUCAAACACAAUAACUACAACUCAAUCACCAGAAAACUCUACAAAACAUGCACAGCUAUCCAAGUCUCGGAAAUCCAAGAAGCUGACAUGUUCCCAUUGUUUAAAACAAGGACACAAACGAGCGCAGUGUCCUGAGAUUUUGUAUGGAAAAUCCGGUUAA